AAUACCAAGAAACUCCCCCAUAUAUUUAUGGAACUCUUGCUGAUGUCUAAAGACAUAGCAGCAUUGUUUCCAAGGUUUUUUUUUCAGCCAUGGCCUUGACUGUCGAGCAACGAUUCUUCCUUGCAAUUCUAGUUAUUGCCUUCCCUUUCUCAGCAAUAAGUGGAGAUCCUGAUAUUCUCUCUGAUUUUGUGGUUCCACCAGGAACCAAUAAUACUCUACUGGAUGGAAACUUCUUCACCUAUACCGGCAUAAGACCACUCGUUAACUCUACUCCACCAACAAAUUUCACUGUCACGAAAGCAACCAUGGUUGAGUUUCCUGCCCUUAAUGGCCAAAGUGUUUCCUAUGCUGUUUUACAGUACCCUGCUGGCUCUGUUAACCCUCCUCAUACUCAUCCUCGUGCCACCGAGCUUUUGUUUCUCACCUAUGGCAUACUUGAAGUUGGGUUUGUGGACACUACUAACAAGCUGUUUACGCAAAGACUUGAAGCCGGUGACAUGUUUGUGUUUCCCAAGGGAUUAGUCCAUUAUCAGUUCAACUGUGCGGAUAACGAUUCUGCAAUGGCGAUUUCAGCCUUUGGUAGUGCAGCUGCCGGCACUGUCUCUGUUCCUUCUACGGUGUUUGGGACUAACAUAGAUGAUGACAUCUUAGCAAAGUCUUUCAAGACUGAUGUUUACACAAUUCAGAAGCUCAAAGAAGGAUUCCCACCCAAGGCCUGAGAAGGGGAUUCUAAUUUCUAAGCUAUUAGCAAUGAUUCCAGCUUUGGGGUUCUAAUAUUUGGUUAAAUAUGUAUGUCUGGUCUUAUUCUGCUGC
Messenger RNA from Hibiscus syriacus, 813 nucleotides. RefSeq names its product germin-like protein 9-3. Bases 90 to 719 code for a protein of 209 amino acids. The record is from RefSeq and is a predicted model, not a curated record. NCBI's taxonomy places the organism in Eukaryota, Viridiplantae, Streptophyta, Magnoliopsida, Malvales, Malvaceae. Gene Ontology annotation, molecular function: manganese ion binding. Gene Ontology annotation, cellular component: cell wall. The transcript has a single exon.